GUUGGAUUGAAAACAACAACAGAAUGCUCUUCUUCCUUUCCGAGAAAAAAAAAAAAAAAAAAAAGAAAAAGAAAGGAUUCCGAUCAAAACAUCUUUGUUUGAAUGCAUGUUAGUGCUUUGUACUGCAAAUAAUCUUUUUACACUUGCUUCUCAAUGUUGAUAUAUAAGAGGACUUAAGUGGUAGAGAUAUAGUUGUGAAAGCUUGGUAAAAGAAAAAUGAUGCAAGGGGAAACGUCAAGAGAGAGAAAGAGAAAUCCCACUGAUCCUUUCACUGAUACUGUGUUUUCUUGGUCAGUGGAAGACAUUUCCAAUGAAAAUCUUUAUAAAGACAAGGUUGAGAAGAUUCCUGAAACAUUUCAAUCUGUUAAGCAUUAUUUGGGGUCUUAUGUCUACCCUUUAUUGGAAGAAACUCGAGCAGAGUUGUACUCGAGUAUGGAGAUCCUGUAUAGUGCACCUUUUGCUGAGGUGGUAGCUUUCGACGAGUCUAAGCCUUACGGAUCAAAAGUAUAUCAAGUUACAGUUGAUUACUGGAGGAACAGAUCCAAUGAUCGUAGCAAAGUGCCUUAUAAAACUUUGCCCGGUGAUCUCUUAGUUCUAGCAAAUGCUAAACCAGAAACGUUGUCCGACUUGGAUAGGAUGGGCAGGUCAUGGACCUUUUUAUCAGUCACUAAUAUCACGGAGGAUGAAAACGAGGAUGAUGUUUGCUCUACUUAUUUCAAAGUCAAGGCAUCAAAGGCCUUUGAACUUGUGUUUGAGACGCAGACAUCGCUCUUUGUUGUUUUUGUGGCCAACAUGACGACUCCGAGGAGAAUAUGGCAAGCCUUGGAUAUGUCCAGCAAUCAGAUGAUUCUGAAUGAUGCUUUAUGCAUUAAUUCUGAGGAUCAGAAAAAUUGUAAUUCAUGUUCUGAACUUGGUGAAGACUCGUUGGAUGAGAAAUUGGUAGAGUUAUUAUCUUCUAAUCUGAAUGGGUCUCAGACUGGUGCAAUUCUUUCGUGUCUUCACAUGUUGCACUGCAAGAAGAAAACUAGUUUUGAACUUAUAUGGGGACCGCCUGGGACAGGAAAAACGAAAACCACGGCUACUCUCCUUGUUGCCUUCUUGAGAAUGAAGUAUAGAACAGUUGUUUGCGCCCCAACAAAUGUUGCGAUAACUGGAGUGGCUUCUCGUGUCCUGAAGAUUGUGUCAGAUACAGAGGCUGAUACCUUGUUUUCUUCCCUGGGAGAAUUUCUUCUGUUUGGAAAUAAGGAUAGGCUUAAAGUUGGGUUAGAUAUACAAGAGAUAUAUUUGGAUUACCGAGUCAAAAGGCUUGUAGAGUGCUUUGGACCCCUUGGUUGGAAUCAUUCCUUCACUUCUAUGAUACAUUUUCUUGAAGACUGCAUUUCUAAGUACCAUAUUUUCCUGGAAAAUGAGUUGAUCAAAGAGAGAGAACUGAGCUCUGAAAGUGAAAUGAAAGACGAGGGAUGCGAGGAGAAAGUCGAAUCAUUUCUUGAAUAUGUGAGAAAGAUAUUUGUUUGUACUGUCACACCACUUAGAAGUUGCAUUUCCAUCUUCUGUACACACAUACCUAAAAGCUACAUUUUGGAACAGAACUUUCAGAACAUGAUGUCCCUCAUGGGGUUACUUGAUUGUUUCGAGUCAUCAUUGUUUCGAGAUAAUGUUGUUUCUGAAGAGCUGGAAGAGCUUUUUUCUCGUUCUGAAGUAACUGAAGGUCCUUAUUCAGCUGUGGAUGAAACGUCCUUACUAUUAAUGAGAAAGGCUUGCCUUUCUGUAUUGAGAACUCUUCAUUGCUCCCUAAAAGAAAUUGGCCUUCCAAACUUUAGGGAUGAACAAAAUAUAAUGAAGUUCUGUUUUCAAAGAGCUUCAUUAAUAUUUUGCACCACGUCUAGUUCUUAUAAGCUGCAUCAAAUGGAAAUUGAUCCGCUUAAUAUUUUGGUUAUUGAUGAAGCUGCACAGCUCAAAGAGUGCGAGUCAACCAUACCUCUUCAACUUCCAGGUAUAAAGCAUGCAGUUCUUGUUGGUGAUGAAUGCCAAUUACCAGCAACUGUUACUAGCAAAAUUUCUGGGGAAGCUGGUUUUGGAAGAAGUUUGUUCGAGAGGUUGAGCUCACUAAAUCAUUCAAAGCGCCUGCUAAAUAUGCAAUACAGAAUGCAUCCGGCUAUAAGUUCGUUCCCUAAUUCACAAUUCUAUCAUAACCAGAUUCAGAAUGCACCUAUAGUUAAAAGAAAGAGCUAUGAAAAGCGCUAUUUGUCAGGACCAAUGUUUGGUCCUUAUUCUUUUUUGAAUGUUAUUGGUGGAAGCGAGGAAAAGGAUGAUGAUGGACAUAGUCGGAAAAAUUGGGUUGAGGUUGCUAUUGUAUUGAAAAUAGUACAGAGUCUCCACAAAGCAUGGCGUGAGUCACAACAUGAACUCAGUGUUGGUGUCGUGUCUCCCUACUCUGCUCAAGUAGUUGCAAUUCAGGAAAAACUUGGGAAAAAGUAUGAGAAAAUUGAUGGCUUUCAAGUGAAGGUAAGGACAGUUGAUGGGUUUCAAGGUGGAGAGGAAGACAUAAUAAUAAUGUCUACUGUAAGAUCUCAUAUUGUUGGUUCACUUGAAUUCAUAUCAAGGCCUCAGAGAAUUAAUGUUGCUCUCACAAGAGCUAGGCAUUCUCUGUGGAUACUUGGUAAUGAAAGAACCCUUUCUGGUAGUCAAUCGGUUUGGGGGGCUCUGGUCGUUGAUGCAAAAAAUCGUGGCUGUUUCUUCAAUGUUGAUGAUGACAAAGAUUUGGCAAAGGCUAUAAUAGAGGUCAAGAAAGAACUUGAUCAAUUUGAUGACUUGCUGAAUGCUGAUAGUAUACUUUUCAAGAGUUCUAAGUGGAAGGUUCUUUUCAGUGAUAACUUUCUCAAGUCAUUUAAAAAAUUGACGUCAAUCCGGAGAAAGAAGUCAGUUUUAAGCCUUCUACUUAAGCUUUCUGAUGGUUGGAGGCCCAAGAGGCCGAUUGUUGACUCAGUUGGUGGAAGUUCUUUGGAUAUCAUGAAAUUUAAGGUUGAAGGCCUGUUUGUAAUUUCUACUGUAGACAUCACAAAGGAUUCAAAAUACAUACAAGUGUUGAAAAUCUGGGAUGUCUUGCCCCCAGAUGAGAUCCCAAAAUUGAUAAAGCGCCUUGACAGUAUUUUUGGGAAGUAUACAGAUGAUUUCAUCAACCUCUGCAAUGAAAAAUCUUUUGACGGAAAAUUGGAAAAUCCAAAGAGUUGGCCACCAUCUUUGGCUGUUAUCCGCUUUAAGGAUCUCAGCUGUAAUGAAGCUGGGAGUGAUUUAGUUGGCACUGCUUCUGAUGGUAGAAAUUUUGUUGAGAACUCAAAGGUCAGCGAGAGUUUGUUGCUGAUGAAAUUCUACUCCUUGUCCCAUGCUGCAGUCAACCACUUGUUAUCUAAUCGUGAUGAAAGUGAAAUUGAUCUCCCAUUUGAAGUGAAUGACGAAGAAAUGGAGAUCAUCCUUUAUCGCCAAAGCACAUUUAUACUGGGACGGUCAGGCACUGGGAAAACUACCGUUUUGACUAAGAAGUUAUUUCAGAAAGAACAAUUGCACCACUUGGCUAUGGAGGAAUUUUAUGGAGCUAAUGCUAAUGUAAUUGGACAUGAUAUGAAGAACAGUGUGGAGAAGAAUAGCUCAGAAGAGACUAGGACCAUUGUUUUACGUCAGCUUUUUGUUACAGUUAGUCCUAAGUUAUGUAAUGCUGUCAAGCAACAUGUUUCCCACUUGAAAAGUUUUGCUUGUGGUGGAAGCCAUCCAGAUGAAAGUAAUUUGGUUGAUAUAGCUGAUUUAGAUGAUGAAGAAGGACACAUCCCUGAUUCCUUUUUUGAAAUCAUGCCCGAUUCUUACCCUCUUGUCAUAACAUUCCACAAGUUCUUAAUGAUGCUCGAUGGAACAUUGAGUAAAUCCUAUUUUGAAAGAUUCCCUGAUAUGGAAAAGCUUUCUCAUGGUCAAAGGCAAAGCUCAAGAUCAGUCCGGCUUCAGACAUUCCUAAGGACCAAAGAAGUUCACUACGAGAAGUUUGUUAUAUCAUAUUGGCCUCACUUUGAUUCCAAGUUAACAAAGAAGCUUGAUCCUUCUAGAGUUUUCACUGAGAUAAUUUCGCACAUUAAAGGUGGCUUGCAAGCCAUUGAAACAAGCAACCUUAGGCUAAGUUGUGAAGAAUAUGUUUCGCUGUCUGAGGGACGUUCGUCCACUUUAACGAGGGAACAAAGAGAAAGGAUAUAUGAUAUAUUUCAGGUUUACGAAAAGAUGAAGAUGGGAACUGGUGAUUUUGAUCUGGCUGAUUUUGUAAACGAUCUUCAUUGUCGGCUCAAACAUGAAAGAUAUGAAGCUGAUCAGAUGGAUUUUGUAUAUAUUGAUGAGGUGCAAGAUCUUACAAUGAGUCAAAUUGCUUUGUUUAAACAUGUAUGCGGCAAUGUUGAAGAAGGUUUUGUUUUUUCUGGGGAUACUGCACAAACAAUUGCAAGGGGAAUUGAUUUCAGGUUCCAAGAUAUACGUCAUCUAUUCUACAAGAAGUUUGUAUUAGAAUGUCAGGGUGAAGAUGGAGAAAGAAAAGACAAAGGAAGAAUCUCUGAUAUUUUCCAUUUGACUCAAAACUUCCGUACUCAUGCUGGUAUUCUGAAGUUGUCACAGAGCAUUAUUGAACUUCUUUAUCAUUUCUUUCCUCAAUCCAUUGAUCCUUUAAAACCAGAAACCAGUUGGAUAUAUGGAGAAGCUCCAGUCUUGCUUGAGUCCGGGGAUAAUGAAAAUGCAAUCAUAAAGAUAUUUGGAAAUAGUGGAAACAAGAGUCGAGAUAUUGUUGGUUUUGGCGCAGAGCAAGUGAUUUUAGUAAGAGAUGAUGAUGCUCGGAAGGAAAUUUCGGAUCAUGUUGGGAAGCAAGCUCUUCUCCUAACCAUAUUGGAAUGCAAAGGUCUUGAGUUUCAGGAUGUAUUACUGUACAACUUUUUUGAAUCCUCCCCUCUAAAGAAUCAGUGGAGAUUGAUAUACGAGUACAUGAAGGAGCAAGAUUUGUUCGGCUCCACGGCACCUAAGUCUCCAAAAUUUUCUGAGUCCAAACAUAACAUCCUAUGCUCUGAAUUGAAGCAAUUAUAUGUCGCUGUUACACGUACAAGGCAAAGGCUAUGGAUUUGCGACAACACAGAACUAGCCAAACCCAUGUUUGACUAUUGGAAGAAGAAGUAUCUAGUACAAGUUAGACAGCUGGAUGAUUCGCUCGCAGAGGCAAUGCAAGUCGCAAGCAAUCCAGAGGAGUGGAGAUCACGGGGCAUCAAGUUGUACCAGGAGCACAAUUAUGAGAUGGCCACAAUGUGCUUUGAAAGAGCUCAUGACGCCUACUGGGAAAGAAGGUCUAAAGCUGCUGGCCUUAAAGCUAUGGCUGAUCGUAUGCGCAUUUCAAAUCCUGAAGAAGCCAAUUCAAUCCUCAGGGAAGCUGCUGAAAUAUUUGAAGCUAUAGGCAAGGCAGAUUCUGCUGCCAGAUGUUUUUCUGAUUUGGGGGAGUAUGAAAGAGCAGGUCGCAUUUAUUUGGAAAAGUUCGGAGAAUCUGAGCUGGUAAGAGCUGGCGAAUGCUUUUCUUUGGCAGGGUGCCAUGAGCUUGCGGCUGAGGUUUAUGCCAGGGGCAAUUAUUUCUCGGAAUGUCUGACUGCUUGUGCCACAGGAAAAUUAUUUGACAUGGGUUUGGAAUACAUUCAAUAUUGGAAACAACAGUCAACAAAGGAGGAUGGCGUUGCAAAGAGAAGCGACGAAAUAGAGAAAAUUGAGCAGGUGUUCUUGGAGAACUGUGCGUUGCAUUACCAUGAGAUCAAAGAUUAUAGAUCUAUGAUGAAAUUUGUUAGAGCUUUUAAUUCCAUGAAUUCAAUACGGAACUUCCUGAGACCAUUGGGUUGCUUCGAUGAACUCAUGUUAUUGGAAGAAGAAGCAGGGAAUUUUGUGGAAGCUGCAGACAUUGCUAAGCUAAAAGGUGAUAUACUGCUCAUGGCGGAUCUGCUUGGUAAAGCUGGGAAGUUCAAAGAAGGAGCUAAUCUUAUUCUGUUUCAUGUGCUUGGGAACUCCCUCUGGUCAGCAGGUAGCAGGGGCUGGCCCUUAAAGCAUUCUAAACUGAAGUGCGAGCUCUUAACGAAAGCGAAAUCAUUUGCCGUGAAUGAUACAGACACCUUCUCUGAGUUUGUUUGCACAGAGGCUGAUAUCAUGGAAAAUGAACACAGUGACCUGGUGACCAUGAUGAACCAAAUGAUCGCUUCUCGGAGACAUAAGAGUGUUAGAGGUGAGAUUCUAUCUGCUAGAAAAAUUCUGGACGUUCACCUUUCUUCGAAAGCCGACAAGUAUUUCUUCGAAAAGGAAUUGGUGUUUGAUCUUAGCAAGCAUUCUGAAGAUGUGAUUUCCAACACCCUGGUCUCGGCAGAAUCACUAGUCUACUUUUGGAAUUUUUGGAAGGACAAGAUCAUUAGCAUUUUUGAAUAUCUGGGAUGUCUUGAGACCCAAGAUGCCAGUGAAUUUAGAAAUUAUGGAGAAUUCUGUCUCAACUUUUUGGGUGUUUGGAGGCAGUUUACUAAUGCGAAUCCGAUAUAUCUUUUGCUCAGUUCUGAGGCUGAUUGGGCUAGAGAUGUGGAGAAAAGACCAAGUAGUGGAAAACUGGUUUCUCUUGAUGUUCACCAGUUGGUUUCUGCUGCUCGGAGGUAUUGGUGUUCGGAGGUGCUCUCUGUCGGAUUUAUGGUACUAGAAAAGCUCACAGCUCUCUAUUCCUGCCCUCAGAUCACAGAUUUACUAUUCUGCAGAAGCAGGAUUCUUACCCUCAUCCAUGAGGUUGCAAAAUUUAUUUUGGAGUCGACAUUUCUGAAGCUGAGACAUCAUGAUUCUGAAAACCUGUUAAAAUAUAUCAGAAUGGCAACUGACAGUAUUGUUGGUUACAUAUUCCCCAUGUGUUUUCAGAAAUCAUUGAGAGGGAACAUGAUUUUCCUCCGAAGAACAGACGCUUGUAAGAAUUUGCUGAAACAAGUCGCGGCUGAACAUGUCAAGAAGCCUAAAAAUACGUUAUCUUAUGGGGAAAUUGGCAGUAUUGCAAUGAUUAUUCUCGGAUCAGGAGAAAUCAAUAAUGAACUACAUGAGCAGAUUUCGAAAGUGUUGGACGGAAAUUCACCAUGGAAGGCAUUCUUUGAGAAUCUAUACCGGUUGAGAGGAUCAAACUAUCAAGGCGAUUCGACACACGCCUCUGAACCUAGAGUUGCAAGUGAAAUAACAAGCGAGGCACAUCUUGCUUGGAGCUUUCGAGAAGCUUUAUCAGAAGUGUUCAAUGUCAAUUGGAGGAUGGCACAUGACUACAUUUCUCCCGGCUGUUUCUUGUAUCUUGUUGAGCGCCUAUUGAUUUGGUCAUCUGUUUUUGCUGGUUCCUUUGUGGCCACCAAGUCCUUGUUUGUUGAAUGGCUAAUGUUCCAUGAGGAACAUACUAGCAGCACCAAGUCUAUUCCCUCGUCAGGAGCUGAUUCGCAAGCGUCUACACUCGAGUUCAUGAGCAGUGUAGUUCACCAAUGCCUUCACAACAAGCGGGAUAUGAUUGACUGGAUAAGAAAAUCUACCACAAGGGUGACUGGGUACUACUCUGUACUUGUGUUGAGAUUGGUUGUCGUAACAUGUCUACUUUAUGCCAAUUUUGGUCCGUGUAUAGAUUCGCUUCUCGGUUCGUUGAAAAAAGACUACAUAAUGGAGCAACUACCAUGGGAGCUUUCUGUUGCCCUGCAGAAAAUAAGGAAAAACCGGCCUCCAGAUUUAAAUGUGAAGUUGAUCGCUGAAGCUCUUAAGAGUAUCGGUAACCCUUUGGUUAUUGUGAGCUUGGGGGGGUAUUGUUCAUUCAGCUCGUGUCCGGAUGCAAUAUGUCUAAACAUGAAGGGAGAUUAUUGCAAGAAUGACAUCUUAAGAACACUAUUUCCGGAAAAUGUUGAGUCUCAAAAGGUUCCAAGUGGAGCUUCCGCUGUCAAAUCCGUUGACAAGGGCGAGUCGUCAAAGGUUUUCCAAGCUACUGGUGCUCCUCAAACACAAAAGAGCAGUCAAAAUAUUGAAAACAAGGAAGAGGACAACAGGAACUCCGAGUCCAAGGACAACAAAAAUGGUCAAGAAGUUGGUGCUGCUCAAAGUUCUCAGAGCAAGGGAAAAGGAAAUAACAAGCCAAAGAAAAACAAAAAGGGCAAAGGGGGACGUCAAAGAAGUAAAUAAUUGUUUCUUGAACUGCUUGCUAGUUAUAAGUUUAUCUGUAAUAUGAAUAUUUGCCUUCAGACUUCUACAAGAGAUAUUUAUGUUUUGUGUAUGCCAUUAUCUGUUAUUUCCUUAGUCUUGGCUUACAUUUUCACCUGUUCAGUUUUUAAGUGGGAAAUCAAAAAGUCUUU
Morus notabilis is the source of this 8384-nucleotide messenger RNA. RefSeq lists its product as uncharacterized. Bases 217 to 8214 code for a protein of 2665 amino acids. Gene Ontology annotation, molecular function: protein binding; helicase activity; ATP binding. NCBI's taxonomy places the organism in Eukaryota, Viridiplantae, Streptophyta, Magnoliopsida, Rosales, Moraceae. The transcript has 13 exons. The record is from RefSeq and is a predicted model, not a curated record.